AUGCCUCAAAUCACAGAAAUCUUCUUUGACUGCGACAACACUUUGGUGUUGUCGGAAGUCCUGGCCUUUGAGGCAUGCGCCGAUCUGGCCAACGAGAUUUUGGAGAGUCGCGGUAUCCCAGAUCGCUACACUGGCGAGCAGUUGAUCAAGGACUUUGUCGGCCAGAACUUCCGCGGUAUGAUGAUCAGCCUCCAGUCCAAGUACAAGUUUGAGAUGGAGAAAGACGAGCUGGAGAUGUACGUCAAGAAGGAAGAAGACAGGGUCAUUGCCAAGCUUGAGGCCAAGGCAGGACCCUGUGAAGGGGCCACCGAGCAACUGGAGAAGCUUGCCGCCGAGAAGAAGUACCAUCUGGCCGUGGUUUCCUCUUCGGCUCUCCGUCGCGUGGUUGCGUCCAUCAAGAAGGUCGGCCAGGACAAGUACUUUGACACCGACAUGGUCUUCAGUGCCGCCACUUCUUUGGAGAAGCCCACCUCCAAGCCUGACCCCGCCAUCUACCUGCAUGCCUUGAAGGUUUGCGGCAAGACCGCCGCCGAGACUGUUACGAUCGAGGACAGCAAGUCUGGCGCCCUGUCGGCCAUUCGCGCCGGCAUCCACACCAUUGGCUACGUGGGCAGCUAUCCCCCCGAGGAGCAAUCCGAGAUGAGCACGCGCCUCUUGGACCUCGGUGCCAAGAUUAUCAUGAAGCAUUGGUCCGAGUUCCCCAAGUGUUUGGAGUUCAUUGAGAACAGCCCUGCUGAGGUUCAAUCCAGCCUGUGA
Messenger RNA from Penicillium oxalicum, 756 nucleotides. Its product is annotated as HAD family hydrolase. The record is from RefSeq and is a predicted model, not a curated record. The transcript is spliced from 2 exons. NCBI's taxonomy places the organism in Eukaryota, Fungi, Ascomycota, Eurotiomycetes, Eurotiales, Aspergillaceae. The coding region runs from base 1 to 756 and encodes 251 amino acids.